Molecule: messenger RNA, 12409 nt
Organism: Pleuronectes platessa (European plaice)
Lineage: Eukaryota; Metazoa; Chordata; Actinopteri; Pleuronectiformes; Pleuronectidae
Gene: nfic
Product: nuclear factor I/C
Exons: 13
Coding region: 459-1991 (510 amino acids)
Biological process (GO): regulation of transcription by RNA polymerase II
Cellular component (GO): nucleus
Molecular function (GO): RNA polymerase II cis-regulatory region sequence-specific DNA binding; DNA-binding transcription factor activity, RNA polymerase II-specific
Source: RefSeq, a predicted model, not a curated record
CAUAACGUCAUUUCACUUUUCUCUUUUAUUCUUCGCCCCCUCAUCACCGUGCCUCUCUAGACGAGACAGCCCCCGUGCUCUGUUACACCUCCGGCCAUAUUCUCCUAAGAAUGAUUAUUCGGAACUUUCUCUCUGUUUUUCUCCCCGCGAGGCAUUUUUACGGGGCCUCAACUUUUCUGGCGUGUCAUCAUUUCUGGAGUUAACGCGGCGGAGUCAUCCGAGGCGACCGGAGCCCGCUCCUCGCUAGAUUCUUAAAAAAAACUCAGAGUUACAGCCCAGGAAAUGCAGCGUUUUCUCUAACCCGGAGGUAGCAUGCCGAAGUGAACGAGCGGGGGAAGAGCAUGUAGAAAUCCGCACUAAUAAAAAUACAUGAAGACGCGAUGGAAAUGAAGGUGUUCAGCCCAGGGAUAUUUAUGUUAACAGGGAUCCUGGUCUGACUCGGCUCCGCCUCAUCAAAAAUGAUGUUUUCUCCCCUCUCCCUCUCUCAGGAUGAGUUCCAUCCGUUUAUUGAGGCUCUGCUGCCCCAGGUCCGUGCCUUCGCCUACACAUGGUUCAACCUCCAGGCCAGGAAAAGGAAGUACUUCAAAAAGCAUGAGAAAAGGAUGACAAAAGAAGAAGAGAGAGCUGUAAAAGAUGAACUGCUAGGGGAGAAAGCAGAGGUGAAACAGAAGUGGGCCAGUCGUCUUUUGGCCAAGCUAAGAAAGGAUAUCAGGCCUGAAUGCAGAGAAGACUUUGUCCUGUCAGUCACUGGGAAGAAAGCUGCGUGUUGUGUCCUGUCAAACCCUGACCAGAAAGGCAAAAUGAGACGCAUAGAUUGUCUUCGACAAGCUGACAAGGUGUGGAGGUUGGACCUGGUAAUGGUGAUCCUGUUUAAAGGAAUCCCAUUGGAAAGCACAGAUGGAGAGCGGCUUGUGAAGGGCGGCCAAUGCUCCAAUCCAAUCCUCUGCGUCCAGCCUCGACACAUCUCUGUCUCUGUCAAAGAGCUCGACCUUUACCUCGCUUAUUAUGUCCAAGAGAGAGAGGCAGAGCAGAGCAGCAGUCCCAGUCGCACAGGAGUGGGCUCUGAUCAGGAGGACAGCCGAACCACCACCAUGGAUGGUCCAGAGUUCCAGGAGAGUUUUGUGACAUCAGGAGUUUUCAGUGUCACUGAGCUGGUCCAGGUGUCAAGAACUCCAGUCGUCACAGGAGUCGGACCUAGUUUCUCUGUGGGGGAGCUCCAGGGUCAUCUGGCCUAUGACCUCAACCAGUCUGUAAACCAGCCUGUUAGUGUCAGACGAUCACUGGCCAGCACCUCAUCCUGCGGGAGUAAGCGUCAUAAGUCUGGCUCUAUGGAGGAGGAGGCUGACAGUCCAGGAGGGGAGUAUUACCACUCACCUUCCUCUCCUGCCAGCAGCUCCAGGAACUGGACUGAUGACAUGGAAGGAGGUCUAUCUCCUCCAGUAAAGAAGGCAGAGCUGGACAGUCCCUCCCCCCAGGAAGACUCACCAAGACUGGGUUCUUUCACUCAGCACCAUCGGCCAGUCAUAGCGGUUCACAGCGGUCUGUCUCGGAGUAUCCAACCCUCCUCAUCUCUUCAUUUCCCAUCCUCCUCCUACUUUCCCCACGGAGCAAUCCGCUAUCCUCCUCACCUGGCACAGGACCCCCUAAAAGACCUAGUCACACUGGCCUGCGACCCUGCCAAUCAAGCCCCAAGCUCACUGAACGGCAGCAGCCAGAUUAAAGUCCCCGGUCACUACAUCUCCUCUCAGAUGUUAGCACCUCCUGGACCAGCACCCUCCCUGGCUCCUAACCAAUCCUCCCUCCCCAGACUGACCCUGCCUACAGAGUCAAAGGCCACUACCACCUCCUCUGAUGGGGGAGCCAACUCCCCAACAUCACCCACAUACUCGGCCCCCGGGACCCCCCCUGCCAGCCGCUCCUCCUUUGUUGGAGUCACCCCUCGAGACCCAGGUGGACUCUACCAGGCCCAGUCAUGGUAUCUGGGCAACUGAGGGACCUCUGGAGGACGGCUGAUUGUCGUGGUGGUACUGUCCUGGAGGAAAACAAACAAUGUUGUCAAGACAUUGCGAAAGGAUUGAUAUAUUCAGCUUUGUAGAAAGAUAUAACAUGUGGUCGUACAUAUAUGUAAAUAUAAAGUGAAAAAUAUUUACAUAUGUGUACGUACCCAGAAGAGACAGCCUGGAUGAAGGGAGUAUGCUGCUCUCACUCAGCCGUUUUGCAGCCCCAGAAUGUACUAUGCUCUAAGACACUAAAAGGUUCACACAAAUGCCACUGCGGUGAGUUGUGAUUUUCUAGAGAAAGCAGUGGAUUGAUGCAGAUGUCUGGUUGGUUCAUAUGAACUGUCGACCAGAACCAGGUCUCAACGCACCAGAUCCUGAAAAGCCUAUAACCUAACCGUGUCCCCAGGAUGAGGCCCGUUUCCUUGGGAUGGAUGUCAGCCUUUAACCCUUCACCCUGGUUCUCUACACCGAUUCCAGUGUAUGGCCUCUACCCUGGGACAGACAUAGACCUCAUCCCCCCCAACACCCAGAAUGCCCCCUCCGCUGCAGGUGCUGCUUAUAAUAUAUGCAAUUAAGCCUCCCUUAUUUUUUGAAUCAAAUAGCAAGAGAGAUCCUGCUGUCAAUAUGUAAAGUUUCUUUGCACUUUUUGAUAUGUUAUGAUGCGUCUGAAGAAAAUUUUGAGUUGAAUCAGCGCAGUUUUUUUCUCUCUUCCCACCAAAAGACAGAGGCUUUGUCUUUUUUAUUGACAAUCAUCAGGCUGAAACCAUUAAGUUGCUUUGCGAGGCUUAUGCGAGGCUCAUGUUUUUAAGACUGAUUGUGCUUUUCUAUCAGAAAACAAUGAGUAAUAGUGGAAUAUAAGAGCUAUAUCCAUGCCUCCUCGAACAAAUCACACAAUGCUACAGCUGGACACCAAUAUAGAGUCAUCAGUAACACUGGGCCUUUAAAGGACAGAGGCCCAGUGUCUUGAGCAGAGGGCGUCUUUUGACAUGAAUUUCCUGCUUCUUCCUACCCUUCAAAUGCUGAUCCUUUUGACAUGACAGUACUUAUCCAAGCAGCCAAAGGCACAAUGAUUGGAGGACACAUGCACCUGCCAGAAGAAAACUUCUCAGCAGAACUGAGAAAAGACAAAGACAAGACUAAAACCAGGAUCAUGUGGCUGCACAGCCAGCUGUAACCUGGCUGCAGAACUCGAAGUGUUUGAAACUGUAGCACAUGGUGUGUGUUUGUGGGUGGGUGGGUGUGCGUGUGUGUGUGUAUGUAUGUAUGUAUGUAUGUGUGUGUGUGUGUGUGUGUGUGUGUGUGUGUGUGUGUGUGUGUGUGUGUGUGUGUGUGUGUGUGUGUGUGUGUGUGUGUGUGUGUGUGUGUGUGUGUGUCUGUGUGUGUGUCAGUAUUUGAAUAUAGAUCCUGCAGUUCCACACUCAUGCCUGCUCUGUUUUCAGGAGUUGUUGUAAAGAUUUUGUUUGUGUCUCACAGAACACCCUGACAGGUUGUGUGUUGGUAAAGUACAAGGAGAUUUACAAUUACGUAAAAAAUUCCCAUUUUGAGAAAAAGUGUGAUGUGGCCUGUUGUCAAGCUAAGUGUAGACAUGACGAGUCAUGUGUAUACUGGUUUGAACUGAGCACAAACUCUGGCGGUCACUUUAUCCGGCUCUAGAAUGACUGGUGACCAAACCUGUGUCGCUCAGCCCUGACCCGACCUGAACAAUGUGUGGUGGCACAGUAGCCAUAGGGUUCCGGCUGGUCUGGAGUUCAGGCAUGAACAAAAAGACAUGUUAGCCACAGUGCUAGGUUUGGUUUCAGGUCAAACCUUGAUGGUUAACCAAUUGCAACAAGGAACUUAAGAGUGUGUAGGUCUUGAUUUUCUGAGCACAUAAUGCUUUAAAGAGGCAAAGCAAUAUUAUUUUAUAGUUUUUCUCAUCUUCAUUUAGUCGUUAACUCUUUCAUGGCUGAAAAUUUAGCACUUACUAGAACACAAACAUUAUUCUCUGUCUGCAUUGAUGGUGGCAUCUCAAAAACACUUCUUCAUAGAAGUAUUAAAGCGCAAGAUGUCAGUUUAAGGUAAGGGAAUGACGUAAUAUCCCAAAAUAGAUUUUUGGGAUAUUAAAUUGAUGUCACUAUUGAUACUUGCAUGUAAAAUUGAAUGAAGACUCCAAACAAGAACGCAACACCAUGGCCUUUGCUAUUUCUUACAUCAUCUCUUUGUAGAACGAAAACACUGAAUAUAAUUGGAUUUUUUUAUAAUUGAUGCCAUAUUUUGAUUUCUAAGGCUUUGCAACUAUAAAGCAGUUUAUUUAACUUUGUUACUUGGGGAUGUAUUUAGUUUAAGGACUGGUGUUUCUGUGUUGAGGUGUGAUUCGAUUGAAUGCCAAACAAUUUUUUUUAACACAUUAUUUACACUAAUAACUGCUGGUGUGUUUCUGCAGGCUGCGUUCCCCAGUUCAAACAGUAGGAGAAGAUUCAAAACAUAACUGUACCACUUGUGAUCAGCAGUGGUUUGCCUGUUGAAAGGCAUUGCUGUGACCUCAAAGGUGUCUUCCUGGAAGGAUAAAAUAUUCUCCAACCAAAGCUUAAACAUGAAAUUUCUGACCACUGAGUUGGACCUGAUGUGCAUCCAGUGAAGAGGAGGAAGAGAGCAGUGAGUUGUGAGGUCAGCAGAGUCAUUAGAUUUGCUCUCAUCAUUCUGGGCAGAAAGCAGAUACCUGUGUGAUCACAAAAACACUUUUUAAGAUGCAGCCAGCUAAACACAGUAAACUUUUCCUGUGAGUAACAUCCUAUGCUCUGUGCUACCUAAACAUCUAGUGUGCAUACUGUUGAGACCAUCACAGCCUUACACGAGUGCCAGUGUGUGUGAUGGCUCAGACUCGGAACUCAUCAGGAAUUCUCUUUUUUUCUUGAGGAGACACAGUUCUAACUCACACAGAGGUGUCUAUAUAUUUUUCAUAUUUCUUUAUGUGCUAAAAUUAGCUUGGCAUUCAAUCUGAACAUAUGUCUGCGUCUUUUCCUUUUGCCAGGGUUUGGGGUUAAAGUUGACAAUGGUCAGUGCCUACUAGGGGUUAGGAGUUUGUAAGGAAGGUGCUGAUAGGAGCUGUGGCAGGGCAAGGUUUAAGGUAGGGUUAUAGCUGGCUUAGAUGUAUACUGCAUGGUGCUGCCCUGGUCGCUGUGCUGACCUGAAGAAUGCAUGGCUCAAACUAAUGAUACCUCUCCCUCUCAAUCCUGCUCUGUCUCCUCGUCCCCUUCCUGGAAGGGUUAUCUAUUUCUUUGAAUUUUAAUAAUUACCCUGUUGUAAACUUCUAUUUUGCACGAUAUAUCAUGAAACCCAUUAUGUGCCUUGCCUUUAGUUAAAGAACAAUAAUACAUUAUUGAAAAAUUAUCAUACUUUUCAUGGUACAGCUGGUAGCACAUAAAAUAAAAAAAAAAGCUGCAUGUGUGAUUGCUUGACAUUAAUCAAUGUAGCAGGUAGACAGUUGUAGGUUUCACAAUGGCUGAGAAACAGACUUGAGUGUCAGCUCAGUGAAAGCAGAGGCUUGGAUAACACGUAUCCUCUCCUACCAUUCAAGACAGUAACUUUUUAAGGUGUGGCAUUUUGGGAAAUACAUGUCUGAUAAAGUACUCAGAGUGCCAAUGUCUCUUUCUGCUGGAGACACAGUGUGGAUAUAUUUAGCAGAGCUUUGUGAUAAGUUCAGCUAACCGGCCCAACCCUUACCUGGUUACUCAAGGUCCAUUUACCAAAAAUAUUUAUAGCUUUAAACAACCUUCAUGUGGGGAGAUCUAGAGCCCUAUUCUACUUCCAGGAUGCCACUGCAUCAGGAGUUCUGGUCCACACUCCAGAUCCAAACACCUGUUAUCAUUUGAAUAUGUAUUCAACUAAACCAUCUCAACGACAGCUGAGCAAACGAGGAAAACUGUCAAAACUGUCUCCGAAGUAAAGAAUGAACCGGCCACUUUGGGGUAAAGCUCAAUAAGAAUUUAAAUCCCAAAAUGUUACACUGUUCCUUUUAGGGUUCACUUUUUCAGUCACAACUUUUGCCAUAACUAGGUGCUGAUUUCACUUAUAGAGCUGAUCUGGUUCUGUGGCUCUGCUCCUAUAAAUUUGUGCUGUCUUUUUGAUAGGUCUUUGUGGACUGAGCUAAAUUGACACUGACUUCACCCACAUUAGUGUUAAGAAUUAACUUUAUGUGUGUUGUCCCAAAGUGUUGGCUGUAGUAAGGCCUCCUUGGAUCUGAAAAUGGCACUUUACAGAAGCAACAAACAUUGGUUUUGAAAGUAAAGUGUGGUUGUAUGACCUGCUUAAAUGUUCACAAUACAAGCAAAAGCCAAUUUCCCGAGACUUUGCUCAGUUCUGUCUACGUUUUGUUUUAACAAUAAGUCUCAAAUACAUAAAAACACAUUUCAUAGUAUUUAUUGCAGGGGAAAGUAUAUUGUGAAUAUUUUGUCCGGAAUUUAACCAAUGUGGCCAAGCCACUAAAUCUAGUCUAAUGGAAACAUGUGAAACAUGUUAAGGUUCAGACUUCAAGGCUCUGCAGCUCUAUGAUUGACCAUUAGAACACCGUCCAUUUGCCUGUAUGAUGACUCCUACCAUGUGACUAAUCACAUGACAAGAUACUACAAGAGGAAAUGAAUGAUUUUGAGUUUUAUAUGGAUGCAUGCACUUAACACUAUUCUUACUCUACAUGGCUUUUAUGUUAUUUUUAAGUAUUUCUUCAGUUGUUAUCUUCAUGUUGCUUGUAGCUUUAUAGUUUAAACACAGCAGUGUGUAUAAAACAUAUGUACAACAUAGACACAUAAAAAAGAUGUAUAGAAUGUUUGUUUGUCAUCUUUUUGCUUUUUGUUUCAGCUGUCUUAAGAUAAUGGCCAAGCCAGUAAAUAUGGGACCCAUGAAAUGGGUGGGGCUGAUAGUAACGUUGAUGGAGGAUGAAUGAUGCUAGGUGAAAAUUGGAAGUGAGGGUGAAGUAGAAUGAAGUAGAGUGCACUGAAAGAGUGUGUAACUCUGCCAAGGCUGCACAGUCCUCUAACUUUGUAGCUUUCAUAACAGACAGUGUUUAGAGACACAUCUGUGACUGGAUCAGAGCCCAGUCUAUACUCAUCUCAUAAGGAUUGGCAACAUUUGUGGAUGUAAAUCCUGACCUGCAAUGUUGGAGCUUCAUUUGGAAAUGAACUAAUUUUGCACACCAAUUUAUGACCAAUUGAGUGUUUUAUAUUCGGAAACUCUGCAGAAUCUGUCGUUCAUGUGUAGAGUUGAACCCUAAUUGUUGGAAACAGUACAGCAUAUCAAAGAGCUAAUAAAUUACCCAAAACAAAUAUGAUAUAUAUAUAUUUAUAUAUUAUAUUUGUAUUUAUAUCUUUAAUAUUUGUUGAGAAUGGAAUGAAAUGUGGAAUUGCUAAGAAGGUGUUUAAAAAAUAUUUUAAAUAUGGCUGGUUCAGAGCUAAAGAUGAGAGGCUUUCACCAUUCCAAGAUAUAGACACAAUCCAAAAUUUGAAAAAAAUUGGACCUGAACAACCCAAACAGAAGAGAACAGUAUCCUAUGGUCUAGGGUCAGGUCAUGGAUAUUCUGUCAGCAAUAAUGACUCAAAGUGAAAGGUUCUUUAAAAAUGCCCACAUGAUGGAAAUAUUUCUCCAGAUUUGUAUCGGAAAUUAACUCAAUUUUGUAUCUUUUCAGUAAAUGUUGUUGACCUCUGCUGAGUAGUGCAGGGUUAAAAACAGAAGCUGCUAAGCAGAGCUUAAUGAAGAACUACAGAAGCUGGGUCUGGUUCACUGAGCUGCGAUGCUGCUGUGGUCAGGCGCUGGUUGCCUAUUGACAAAUGCAUUACAAGAAAUGAAAGGGAGAAUUUCUGGGCUCACAUACAGAAAAAGAUGUUGUUUUUGUAAAAAAAAAAAAGUUAGGUCUCUUGUUUGGUCGCUCCAGGUAAGAUUUAAGGGGGUUGACACAAUAACACCAAAACUGGUUCAAUAUUUGACUCUACAAUUCAAUACAAAAUCAAAUCUAUUUCUGAAAAAGUCCAUACCUUUUGAGUAAAUCACCCCAUUAAGCUGCAUCAUCAACCACUGAAUCUUUCCCCAGGAGCUAGGAACCUGUGUGUUGAUUAAUUUGUAUUAAGUAUUUACCCUUCCUAUGUCCCUGUUCGGUGUAAAUUGCAGCACUGAACAUUUCUGAUAGUUGAUGCAGUGUGGCACAAAUCCUGCAUGUUUGUCAAUUUAUAUAGAUUCAUUAUUGUUGUAUAGUCUUCUGCAAUACCGCCACCUACUGGACUAUUUUUUGUAGCCAUCUAUUCUUCAUACGUCAGCAGGAUAAUUCGCCCAAUCAUUUGAGCCAUUAAGGUGUAAACAAUGGCAACAAGCAGUUCAAAGGAACCUUUUAUUUCCUUGGUGAUGUGGUGGAUUACAGAGUUGAUUAGUGGCUUUGUGCUUGUGUCUCCUCCAGAUGAUGACCAAGAUUACUAUGCAUAUUGUACUAUGGGAUUCUUAUUACAGUUUGCUAUUUUCUACCAGAGGCUAAACCAGUAGCCAAAAAUAAAAAAACUGAUUUAGAAACUGUCACCUGAAAAGAGAAUGUAUGCAGUUAUUGACAAUUGGAAGCAGUGAGUUCAGUCAUAUUUCUGAUGGAUGGCUCCUGAUUAUCUGUGUUGAAGCAGCCCCCUUAAUUAUCUGUUUCUGUCCAUGUUUUCUCGAUAGAUGACUAGUAAUGUGAUUGUUUAUAGAAAUCCAAACAGCCUCCUGAUAUAACAAAAGCCAGCCAAGUGGAAGACUUAUCCACUGGCAUCAUUGUAUAUGGGGAGUCCAGACUCAGCUGAAAGUGUUUUAAGAAAGGGCUGUGUGUUACUCUGCACCAAAUGGAUUCAAAAAAGACUUUUAACCAUUAUAAGUACAAUAACACCACUAAGCACGCACUUGUGUGUCCAGGCCUUUGUAGUAAGGGGUAAAGAGCACGUGGCUCUCAGUAACCAUAGCACUUUCUCUGCUCUGUUCAAGUAAGAAAGCAGGUCAACAUAAUACAAACAGAAAAACAACCAAAAUGAUCGAAACAAGCAGUGCCUGUCAUUUUAGUGCUGGUUUCAUUUGACUAAUUUUGUAUGCUGGGCUUUGCAGCACUUUUUCUAUUCAAAUGGUUGUGUGACACACUUCAGCUUAGUGGUUGGUGCUUAGUAUUAAGAACAUCCCCAGUCCAGGCCAGCAUAUGGUCGAUGGGCUGGGCUGGACCUGAGGUGACAAGAAACUGAGGAGUUGACGAAAAUCAUGGAUCUUCAUUGUUGUAGAUUGAAAAUUCCAAAUGCAGCAAAAAAACACUGAUCUUGCUUUAUAAAAAAGUUUAAAAAAAUUGUGAAUAGUUACCAAAGACAGAAUAAUGAACAAAUUAAUGCUAAUUGAUGAAUAUUUAACAAGGGUUUUGUGAACAGCCUUGAGGUGUCAGCAGUAGUGAUCCUAGGUCUUAAUAAUGUGUUUUGUAUCUGCCUAACUCAGUGCACUGACAUCCGAACAGGUCACAGUUGGCACAGGUUUGAGUAAUAAAAAGAAUGAUGGCUGGAUUCCAUUUGUCUGCUUCAGACUGGCUCCCUCUCAUAACUUGGUGCCAUUAGGAGCCAUUAGUUAUUGGUUUGGCAGAGAGCACACUUUUUUUUCUUGUAUUCAUUCAAGGAAUGUUGCUGUGUCCUCAUUGUGACACAAGUCUGCUUUGUUCUUCAAUCCUUGUGGCAGAAGCUUGAGGGAUAUUGUAGUCAUGUGGUCUCUGUACCGUCAUUAUUUCACUGAAUCUAUUUCCAUUUCACUUAGGCGUCUUUACCUUUUACCAAUACACCAACUUAUCCACUUACCUUAAAUAUUUUAAACUAUUUUGAAUUUCAACUUAUAUAACCACAUAUGUUUUUUUUUUCUUCUCCUGGAUGCAAAACUCCCUUAAUGUCAAUGUAACUAGCACACUUGUAGUUUUUUCUCAUCAUAACAAAGUCAUGAUAUUUACUGUGACAAGACCUGUUGCUCAUGAAGGCUAAUUCAGGUGCUAGAUUGGAAAUGGCAUAUUAUUCAUUGAAAUAGUACUAUAACCACAGUAAUGGUAGUAAUGUAUUAUGAUUCAAUGUUACUGACAUUUUACUUGGAAUAUAUCAUUACUCCAUCAACAUUAUUAUCAUUCAACAUUACUUGUAGGUUUUUCAUGAACAACUUUCAUUGAACAAGUAGGCGGGGACUGGAUCUUAAGUCAUCUUCCAAAUUCCAGGCUCCACAGUAAAUAUACUGAGUCUCAAUCUUUUUACAGUUCCCACUAUUUUAUUGUAGUAAUUUUUACAUCUCCACAGUGUCCACAUGUGACGUAUUGCGUAAAUAUUUCCAGUGAACAGUUGAAGCUUUAGAGCAGAAAGAUGACUGAGAUUAUCUGAGCUUGUAUUUCAAAUGGUGCAUUGAAGAAAACCGUAUCAGUCAGUUGUGUUUUAUUCCUGCACAAUGACCUUAAUUUAUACAAUUUCCAUCCAUCGUAUCAUUAACAAAUAGACAAUAAUAUGCAUUCACAAUUUCAAACUUCACAAUUUUUUAUUUAUUUGGGAGCCAUUAGUGGUCAAUCUAUUAAUUAUGACUUUCCAAAUGCCAUACAAGUUGGGAACAACUAUUAGAUGUUCUGUGUUACUACCACAUUUAUUUUUGCCUAAAUCCUGACUCAGUGGGCCCUGAGCAUUUAUCAGGAGUCUCCGGCAUGAACAAAGAAACCACUGGAUCCUCUUAAUGGCUGUGAGGGGGAAGUAAUGCUUGAAGAUGCAAAGUGUGUAUGAUUGAAGUUUUGUCUUGGUGGCAGGUUGAAAAAUCUAAAUUCAUUGUAAGUCAGUCAAGAUGAAAGUAUGUUGUCACAGAUCUUUUCAUUUUGUUGACUACAUGCUGACUACGACGUUGUAAUUAUUAUUAUGCAGAUUUUGGUCUCACAGUAAGUUCCCUUGAGAUGUUUCUUGCUCUGUAGUACAAACCAAGUGCUGUUCUGACAACUGGUAGCAGGGGAUUAUCAAAGUUAAUGGGAAUGUCAGGCUCAAGUUAGAAAUGUUAGCAGCUGCGUUGGAUCAGGUCUAGCUGAAGACGGUGUGAGGUCUGCUGGAUAACUUCAGAAUUUCGUUUUGGGGAGAUUUUAGGGAGAUGUUUUCAUAGAGGGCGGUUUUCUAUGAACUAUUAAUAUGACUACACUCUUUGCUAUUGCAGCUGUUGCCUGAAAAUCUUCUAUCUCCAGUUUAUGUUUCUUUUUGCUGUUUCUUACAUGAAUUGCAGAUACAUUUUUAAUUGCUAUUGAAACCCUUUCUGUAAUUCAGACUCACAGCAGCUGAAAAACGUUUCUUAGUUAUUGUCAAAUCUGAUUUUGUACAGAUACAAGUUUUCCUGUGUCAACGAUGCCGUAUGGAUUCUGGUCUGUAUCUGUGGGUAUGUUGCUUCUGCACACUGUUUACUCUGCGUGCUGAGGACAGUUUGUAAUGAGCGAAAGAGGAACAUUUUGAUGCAGUCUCAUAUUAUACUUUUUUCUUUUCAGAUAUUAUAGUCAAGGUCUGCUUUGCUUGCUUCCAGAUAUAUAUCCCUUACAUCAGAGAGAGCAUAGGCAUGAACAGCUUUCAUCAGUUAUUGCAUGACUGCAAUCCACAACGACCACAGUCCUUUUCACAUGAUAGUGUACAUCAGGCCAUUAUAUAAUCAGUUUAGAAUCUUCACACAUAAUGACGUCAUUCAAUACCUGAACACAGCACUACAUGUUGGAGCUGAAGCAGAAUGGUGUCCCCUCUCAUGACUCUAUCAUGUUUCGUAUAGAGACACCUCAUAGUGCAUUAUCAUAUUUGGAUGAAUGGACGAAUGGAUGGAUGGAUGGAUGGAUGGAUGGAUGGAGUCAUGCAACAAUGCACAUGUGUCCAACACAAGAAUAUAAUGGUAAUCAAUGAGAUGGAGGACCCAUUGUGACUGAUCUUCCAAACUGUGAGAGUGGUGGCAUUAUACGUGGCCUGAGGUACUCACUGUGGAAAGGGCUGCUGAUCUGACUGAUGUAGUUUGUAGCAGCUUUAACAAGAGCUUUAGGUACUUCUUUUCCUUCGGAUGUUUUUCAGCUGAAGCAGAUAUCAAUAGUCCACAUUUAUUUGCAUGAUGUAAACUGUUCCUAAAAUAAAUCAUUCAGACAGGUACAAGAUAUGAUGUCAACACUGUGGCACAUUUAUAACUGAAGUCACAGUUUGACAGUUGUCUGCUCAAGGUUGGACUUUAAUUGAGUGACAGCUGCCUGACCAGUGUUCCUGAUCUAAUGUUGUUCAUCUGCUGUGGGGGAUAUUAACAUCUUUGAUAAUAUGUCAUUAUAACCAUAUUUAGCCCAUGCUUUCAGCAGACGCUGAUGAAGUCAUUACUGGAAAUGAGUAUGUUUCCCUAUGCAAAAAUAUACCAUUAAUAAAACAAACUAUAUCAGAACCAAA